This is a messenger RNA of Ostreococcus lucimarinus CCE9901, 882 nucleotides long. RefSeq lists its product with no specific name. The coding region runs from base 1 to 882 and encodes 293 amino acids. The transcript has a single exon. The record is from RefSeq and is a predicted model, not a curated record. Gene Ontology annotation, molecular function: protein binding. NCBI's taxonomy places the organism in Eukaryota, Viridiplantae, Chlorophyta, Mamiellophyceae, Mamiellales, Bathycoccaceae.
AUGAGUGAAGUUCAGGCGCGUUUGAGAGCCGCGCUCGUGGCAAUCGCGGAAGAAAACGUGGACUGGUUGUAUAGAAACACAAUUGAGGAUGCUAUCGCCACCUUGGACGACGGUAUACGACCGGAAGAGGAUGCGCAAGGAACUGUGUCUGGUGCGUGCGCCGCCGUGGGGAGGUUGGACCUUCUCGUAGAGGCGCGCGCGCUCGGGUAUCCUUGGAACGCGAAGACGUGCGCGAAUGCCGCCCGUUAUGGACAUUUGGAGUGUUUGAAGUACGCGCACGAGCGCGGGUGUCCUUGGGACGUGUGGACGUGCCGUGAUGCCGCCUCGAAUGGACAGUUGGAGUGUUUGAAGUACGCGCACAAGCGCGGGUGUCCUUGGGACGAGGAGACGUGCUGGUAUGCCGCCAAGAAUGGACAUUUGGAGUGUUUGAAGUACGCACACGAGCAAGGGUGUCCUUGGAACGUGUGGACGUGCUGGUAUGCCGCCAAUUAUGGACAUUUGGAGUGUUUGAAGUACGCGCACGAGCACGGGUGUCCUUGGGACGCGAAGACGUACUUUUGUGCCAUGUCAAAUGGGAACAUGGAAGUCAUACUCUUCCUGAUUGAGCGAGAGCAUCCACACGCGCAGAGUCUACGACUCACCUGGGAAAAAGUAGCGAUGCCGAUUCUCCCGGACGCCGACGCGGUAAUCGGUCUCGAAAUCGCACUUUCUCGACAUCGGCAUCGACACGACGCCGACGGCGGGCACGUCUCCCUUCGCGAAAUCUUGCCUUUCUGGCGAGAGCACAGACGACUGUAUGACGAAGCGCACAGAGCGGCGCGCGUGGACGCGUUGCUACCGGAGAUCGACGAAGAACGGCGACGGGUCACAGAUGCCGGAUGA